AUGGAUCUGCUGCUGCUGCUGGGGAACACCAGCCUGGGCUCCCCCAACGGGUCCCUGGCGCUGCUGCCCCCCUCGUCGCCGUCCUCCGCCGCCCUCCUGCAGCCUCCUUCCCCCUACUCGCCUGCUGCCGUGGCCAGCCUGGCGGCCCUGGUGGGUUUCAUCAUCGUCUUCACUAUCGUGGGCAACGUGCUGGUGGUGAUCGCUGUGCUCACCAGCCGGGCGCUGAGAGCCCCCCAGAACCUCUUCCUGGUGUCGUUGGCCAGCGCAGACAUCCUGGUGGCUACUCUGGUCAUGCCUUUCUCCUUGGCCAACGAGCUGAUGAACUACUGGUACUUUGGCAAAGUGUGGUGCAACAUCUACCUGGCACUAGAUGUGCUCUUCUGCACCUCCUCCAUUGUCCACCUGUGCGCCAUCAGCCUUGACAGGUAUUGGUCGGUCACGCAGGCGGUGGAGUAUAACCUCAAGCGGACACCUCGGCGGAUCAAGGCCACCAUUGUCACCGUCUGGCUCAUUUCUGCUGUCAUCUCCUUUCCGCCGUUGAUUUCCAUGUACCGGGACCCUGAAGGAGAUGUCUUUCCCCAGUGCAAGCUCAAUGAUGAGACAUGGUACAUUCUUUCUUCUUGCAUUGUCUCUUUCUUUGCACCCUGCCUCAUCAUGGUGUUGGUCUAUAUCCGUAUCUACCGUGUGGCCAAGCUAAGGACCAGGACCCUCUCUGAGAAGCGUACGAUGCCAGAGGGGUCCUCCCAGACUGAGAAUGGCUUAAGCCGCGCUGCUGGGGGCUGCACGUCCCUGAGGAUGCAGUUGGGAGAGAACGGACAUUAUUCAGUGCACCACUGGCGCAAAGCCUCUGAGCUGGAGGACAUUGAGCUGGAGGAGAGCAGCACCUCAGAAAGCAGACGGAGGCGGAGCCGGGAGGAGCAUCCUCGCAAAAGCAGCAAGAGCCAGUCCUUCUCCUACUCAUAUUCCUCCAAGCACUCCAGUAGCCGUCUUUCCCGCUCCAGCAAUCGCUCCGUGGAAUUCUUCUCAUAUCGCCGUCGUCGGAAGCGUAGCAGUAUCUGCCGUAAGAAGGUCACCCAGGCCCGGGAGAAACGCUUUACCUUUGUGCUGGCCGUGGUCAUGGGGGUCUUUGUAGUUUGCUGGUUUCCUUUUUUCUUCAGCUACAGCCUCUAUGGCAUUUGCCGGGAGGCAUGUGAGGUCCCUGAGACUCUCUUCAAGUUCUUCUUCUGGAUUGGGUAUUGCAAUAGCUCCCUCAACCCAGUCAUCUACACCAUCUUCAACCAGGACUUUCGCAGGUCCUUUAAACACAUUCUGUUUAAGAAGAAGAAGAAGAACUUUAGGCAUUGA
This is a messenger RNA of Centrocercus urophasianus (Greater sage-grouse), 1344 nucleotides long. It is a transcript of the gene ADRA2C, whose product is annotated as adrenoceptor alpha 2C. The transcript has a single exon. Gene Ontology annotation, molecular function: alpha2-adrenergic receptor activity. Gene Ontology annotation, cellular component: membrane. Bases 1 to 1344 code for a protein of 447 amino acids. NCBI's taxonomy places the organism in Eukaryota, Metazoa, Chordata, Aves, Galliformes, Phasianidae. The record is from RefSeq and is a predicted model, not a curated record. Gene Ontology annotation, biological process: regulation of vasoconstriction; platelet activation; regulation of smooth muscle contraction.